Molecule: messenger RNA, 2020 nt
Organism: Aureobasidium pullulans EXF-150
Lineage: Eukaryota; Fungi; Ascomycota; Dothideomycetes; Dothideales; Saccotheciaceae
Product: tubulin nucleotide-binding domain-like protein
Exons: 5
Coding region: 37-1599 (520 amino acids)
Biological process (GO): mitochondrion distribution
Cellular component (GO): cytoplasm
Source: RefSeq, a predicted model, not a curated record
CUGUUCUCAAUCAACAACGCUGCUCUCGAUUCCGAAAUGCAUGAAGUCAUCACGUUGCAGUUUGGUCAACAGGCUAACCACGUCGGCACACAUUUUUGGAACGCGCAGGAGACAUAUUUCACGUAUGGUGACGAAGAAGAAUCUCCGGUGGAUCAUGAUGUUCACUUUCGACCCGGACACUCAGAAGAUGGCACAGAGACAUUCACACCUCGUGCGCUGAUCUAUGAUCUCAAAGGCGCUUUCGGUACUUUGAGAAGAGAUAAUGCGCUCUAUGGUGCGCCUGAUGAUCCUGCCGCCAUCGCACAGCAGAUGUGGUCGGGAAACACAAAUGUGAUUAGGACAGAACAGAUACAGCAAAGUGCAUACCAGCAACAUCUGGACCAAGGACUCGCACCACCGACCUUGUCACCAGACACUGUUCGCUACUGGUCCGAUUUCAACCGAGUGUUCUAUCACCCCAAGUCUAUCGUCCAGCUGCAUGAGUAUGAGCUGAACUCCGCUCUCAUGCCGUUUGAGAGAUGGGCCACCGGCGAAGACUUGUUUGACAGUCUUGACAAAGAGCAUGACCUUCUGGACAGAGACCUGCGACCUUUCCUGGAGGAGUGCGACCAGUUACAAGCGAUUCAAAUGAUCACCUCCGCCGACGAUGCCUGGGGCGGCUUUACAGCAAAAUACCUUGAAAGAAUGAGAGAUGAACUAGGCAAGACGAGUGCCUGGGUAUGGGGACUCGAGGAAGGUGGACGCAAGCCAAGGGAUAAGCAAAUCUUACAGGUUGCCAAUGUAGCGCAGUCGAUUCACCAGAUCUCGAGCCAGGCGAGCAUGUAUAUCCCGCUUACCACGUUGCCGGACGUGCUGCCGCCGUACGUUCAUCUGAACGGGUCGUCCAAAUGGCACACAUCUGCCCUGCAGUUGCUGGCAAUGGAGAGCAUGACUUUGCCGACUAGACUGCGUGCAGGUCAGCAAGGACGCUCUUCGUUCGCUGACAUCGAGACUCUGUUGAGCAAUGAUGGCAAUCGCAGAAUUGCUCAACUCAACAUGAGCAUCAAGGAUCCAUCUGAGCUUGAAGGAGAAGCAGAUGGCAAUGCGGGACAGCACGAUAGCAGAAUGAACAAUUUCACAAACGGCAACCACGGCCACGACGACUCCAACACCAAGGAUCUCGACAUCGACAUGCAGCCCAAGACUGCAAACCUGACCGGCGAGCGAGGCAACGACCAUCGCCGAACUCACGUGUUCAGCCAACUGCAAAGCCUACGAGGAAAAUGGAAAUCAAAUCUCGAAAUCGAAGACACGAACCUCGCAUCCCGCGAUCGCUUUGGUCAUGGCCCUAGGAUUGAAAGUCACCAAUCUUCAUUGCUUUUCCCCGUCAUCGACAGCUUCCCUCAAGUCUUUGCAUCUGGCAAUGUUGUGCAGAAACUUGCUGUGAAUGUUUCGUUGUCGACAACAACUUCAGUUGCACAGAGAGUCCGUGCUGUGGAAAGAAUUGCUCGCUCAAUCAUUGGGAUUGAUGAACGCGAGGCACUCUGCGAUGGACUGGUGGGGAUCUGCGAGGAAUAUGAAGAUGGAUGGGAGAGCGGCAGCGAGAGCGACGACGAUUGAGAUUCUUGAGUUUAGUAACUCGGCUGAAAUGAACUGCAUGCCAAAAAAGUCUGCAAAGCUACAUGGUACAACUACAUAUCUUGGAGGCUGUUCUUGAGUUGUUUUUCCUCGCAUGCCCUGCAGCAAACAAAAGGCACAAGCGACAGCUGAUCAACAGGGCGGUGCCUAACCUUGCAGUCACAACUUUUCUGGUUGGCGGGAGCCCUUUGCACCCCUCCUUCCUCUUCAGUUCCCUCCACUCGGUGGGCCGACUGGAAAAAUUGGGCGCGCGGAUGAACAUGCUGAUUUGGGCGUUGAUCUGGCCGUGGAGUGCGUUAGCUCUUCUGGAGUGCAUAUCAUGAGUAAUUGCGUAGGGUGGAGAAACUUCAAAGCAGCAAGCAUCGCGAGAGCGUGCGCCGGAGCAAGAAAAAAAAGGUCCUCA